This is a messenger RNA of Harpia harpyja (harpy eagle), 777 nucleotides long. RefSeq lists its product as uncharacterized. Lineage: Eukaryota; Metazoa; Chordata; Aves; Accipitriformes; Accipitridae. The coding region runs from base 43 to 777 and encodes 244 amino acids. The record is from RefSeq and is a predicted model, not a curated record. The transcript is spliced from 2 exons.
GGGAACUGCUCCCAUGCCCAGCUUCUAAGGACACAGCCUUUUAUGGUAUUUUUAGAGUGGAAGCUGUUGUGGUUUGCAGCACUUCGCCUUUUGUCUUGCAGGAGCCUCAGAGAAAAGAGCUCACGCUCCCCCGGGGCUCCAGCACGCAACAGCGAGGACCCCACGCAGGUGAUGAGCAAGCCGAUGCCAGGCUCCGUGGACUUCCUCGCCCAGCCACGUCAGGGAUGCUCCAGGAUGUCACCCGCUCCGCACGGCAGUGCCGCAGCUCAUCCGCAGGCUCUCCCACCCACGCCGUGGGUCGUCGGGUGGUUCCACCGCCCCACAGCCUCCACACCAGAUGCAAGGGCAGGGUGCGGGUGUGAGCUGUGCUGUGGACACCGUAACUACUGCAGCCCAACUUUGAGUCAUCCCCUGCAUCCCCUGAGUCUUACCACCCUGUGGCAAUACACCGGCAACCUCUUCAUCAUCUCCAGUGAUGAGCCGCCGGACGUAGUGUUUCUACCCUUCACGGGCUGCCAGAGUCCCAUCUGUCUUCCCUCGGGUGAGCUCUGCAAGGAGCCAGGACAGACGAAUGACAGACCGCCCCUACAGACAGAUUUCACCGAGUGGGAAGACACAGUGAAAAGCUGCUCUGGAGCGACUUCUCAGGUACAAGAGACACAGCAGAGGGGAAGUUUGGGGGAGGUCCAUGUCAGCAAGCACUACACAGCCCACAACAUAGCUUGGAGUCGAGCCAACAGCAGCAGACCACUGCAACCAAAAACCCUCCAGCCCUAA